AUGGCUAUACGAACAAUUUAUGACAACAUCCUUCUCGCAGCAAGCUUGUUGAGGCUCCCAAGUCUCUCUAAUGCAGCAGGCUGUCCACCAUCUGGACCUCUUUUACCCCGUCCGACGACUCUCCACACCUCCCCAGCAAUCCAAAUCGCCACGAAAAACCUGACCUCUUUCUUCGACUCAGCCGUAUCCGGCAAUCUUCAAGCUCCCUGGGUAGUCCCCAAUGUUUCCUUCUCCAUCGCUGUCGUUUCCCUUGACACACCAGACGCACAAACACCAUUAUGGGAAUACCAUCACUUAGCGAGUGGCAACGUUGACGGUACGAAGAACGUCGAUGGAGAUAGCCAGUACUUGAUUGGAUCUAUCUCGAAGCUGGUCACUGGUUUGAUCUUGUUGAGAACGGGGUUGAGGGUGGAUGAUCCUGUUACUAAGUAUUUGCCGGAGUUGGAAAGUGCAGACAGCCCAGUGAGGUGGGAGAAUAUUACCCUGGGGUCAUUGGGAGACCAUUUGUCUGGGAUUCCAGCUACUUUUGGCUUUCCGGAAAUCUACGCUCUCGUUCCACUCUAUCAGCUCCUUGGAUUUCCACCACUCCCUGAGUCAGCAUUCCCAGACUGUGGAAUCAUUGGGUUGCAUCCAGGAUGUACGAGAGAACAACUGCUGGAGAACAUGAAAGAGAUCCAUCCAGUUUCAGCACCUUUUCUCCGACCCAUAUACUCCUCUCUUUCAUUCACAAUUCUCUCUUACGCUCUUCAAAACGCAACUGGUCAAAAUUACACCCAGCUCCUAAAAGAUCUGAUUGUCAAGCCUCUGAACUUGACAAACACUGGUGUCUCACCUGGUGACGAUGAUAAAGCUGUCAUUCCACCUGUUCAGAAUUCUUGGGGGUCUGACUAUGGUGAUAAUGCCCCUGGCGGUGGUCUAUUCUCAACGACACACGACCUAUCUAGACUUCUCCUGGACAUAUUGUCCCCAAAUCCCAGACUUCUAACCCGCUCCCAAAUUAACGCGUGGCUCAAACCGCAUUCGACGACAACGGAUAUCAGAACGCUCAUUAGCAUACCUUGGGAGAUUUAUAGAGCUCAAACACUCACCUCGACUCAUCCACAUACCAUAGAUGUAUACACAAAAAGUGGAGCAGCAGUCGCAUAUGCAGCAAUACUCGGCGUAAUCGAGCAAUAUGGACUAGGGUUCAUUAUUUUGACCGCGGGUGGGAAGGGUGUCGAAGUCCAGAAUGCUCUGGAAGGGGCGCUCAUGAGAGUGCUGAUGCCUGUUGUCGAAGAUGUUACUAGACUAGAGGCUUAUGCUUACACCGGCAACUACACGAAUACUUCAGAUGACGUCGAAGCGAGCUUGCAAAUCACAAUUGACGAUGGACCGGGUUUGCGCCUGACUGAGUUGACACGUAAUGGCUCGGAUAUCUUCGACGCAUUUCACACCAUCUGGGAUGCUCAACCCGUUGGACUCGGAAACCUGACUGGCGAGUACCGAUUGUAUCCUACAGAUGUGUCCAAAGAAUUAACUGUGGACGGAAAGGUAUUGGUAGAAGAGGACUGGAGGAUGAAUUGGGAUACGACGGUUGCGAAGCCGGAGUCGGAACUACCGCAAUGGGAGGAGCUAGAAGAGUUUUGCACGUCGUGGCAGACGAGUGAUGCGAUUGUUUAUGGAGGCGAGUCUGCGGACAGGUUCAUUUUUGUCAGGGAGAAGACGGGUGGUGCAGUGGUGGAGAUUCGAGUGCCAAGUCUUAGGUUGAAUCUGACAAGAGAAUGUUAG
Molecule: messenger RNA, 1767 nt
Organism: Cadophora gregata
Lineage: Eukaryota; Fungi; Ascomycota; Leotiomycetes; Helotiales; Ploettnerulaceae
Exons: 4
Coding region: 1-1767 (588 amino acids)
Source: RefSeq, a predicted model, not a curated record